This is a messenger RNA of Poeciliopsis prolifica (blackstripe livebearer), 4563 nucleotides long. RefSeq names its product NLR family, CARD domain containing 3-like 1 (gene nlrc3l1). The transcript is spliced from 7 exons. Lineage: Eukaryota; Metazoa; Chordata; Actinopteri; Cyprinodontiformes; Poeciliidae. The coding region runs from base 115 to 2349 and encodes 744 amino acids. The record is from RefSeq and is a predicted model, not a curated record.
GAACUUCCUUGUAGCCAAGAUUCCCCGAGGUUCAGGCAAGUUACGAAGUGGUCACACUGGGAAGAAAAAACAUUCUUGCCGAUUCGGUCGCUGAGUACACUUCUGCAUGAUAUAAUGGCUGAAUCGAACACCAUGAUGUCAGACAACUCUUCCAUUGGGGAUGCAGUGUCUAGUAGAGGAGAUGUUGAAUCCCAUGGGGAUGAGGAUCUUUACUACAUUCCUGAGAGGAGACCAUCUCUUGACCUUGGACCAUCUCCUAUGGACACCAGUCAAUGGCAUUUUGUGGAUCAGGCCUUGACUCCGGCUCAGAGCUAUGAAAAAUUGACUAGUGAAGAAGAGCGAGACGGUAUGACAGACCAGGAGGAGAUCCCUACAAGCGUCCGGCUGGAAAGAGUGGGUUCAUUUUCCAGCUGCUACUCCGUUGACAGCAAUGACUGUGAAAAGCUCAUUAAAAAAGAAAGCAAAGAGGAAGUCACAGAGCCCUCGAACAAGCUCGAAUUAAUCCAAGACCCAGAGGAAAUCAAGCAUCCAUCUCUGACCCUACAAUUCACUUUCAAGGCUUUGUGUGAGACCCUGAAGAAGCUGCAUGAAGACGAUUUCAGGAUGUUCAAGUGGACGCUGUGGACUCAUUACCCGCAGCCUUUCAGCGCCUCUCAAAGCAUGGACAUCGUGGACCUUGUGGACCGACUGGUGGAGACCUUCAGCUGUGAAAUGUCUGUGCAGAUCACCAGAACCAUUCUCGUCAGCAUCAGUAAAAAAAAUGUUGCUGAACAUCUGCGGGCAUUGUACAUCAAAAAUCAAAUUCGUCAUGAAUUAUGUGAAUUGAUAAUACAGAGGUACAGCGACGUGUCGAUUACCGAAGGACAAACAACGCCAAUGGAUGACAUCUAUGCAGACAUCUCUACUUUGUCAAAUUAUGACAAUGGCCCAAAUAUGGAACAUGAGGUCAUGCAAAUAGCCAAGCCGUACACCAAGAAGAAGCCAGGCGAUCGGCUUUCGUUUGCAGAAACACUCUCUCAGGAAUGGCUAGACAAAACUCAUGCAAGGCUGGUGUAUCUCUAUGGGCUGGCAGGAUCGGGAAAGUCCAUGUUUGUCAAAAAGCUUGCCCUUGACUGGGCUCGGGGGCGAUCACACCAGCAUUUCUCCUUUAUCUAUGUCAUAACAAUCAGAGAGAUGAACGAGUAUUUAGAAACGAAGGUCUCUCUGAUGGAUAUAGUGAACAAACUGUACCCAAUGGCAGAGAGGAUAAAAACCGAGGGCUUGAGGUAUGAAAACGAUGAAGCCUUUUAUAUCUUGGACGGUCUAGACGAGUACCCUGAUGAGUUUAACUUUAUGCGAACAGAAAUUCACUCUAAUGCCACUUCUCCCACGACCAUUAAGGUUCUCCUGACUAACAUCCUCAGAGGCCGGUUUCUCAGCCGCUCGCGAUUCAUGGUAACGUCCCGGCCCCAAACUGAACGCUGCGCCCCGUGGGAUGGACAGUACGACGAGAUCGAAAUGUGCAGUUUCUCAGACGAAAACAAAGACGAGUAUUUCAGGAAGAGGUUUAAGGACCCAAAUCAGGCGACCCGUGUCAUUGAGCACGUCAAGUCGAUAAAAACUCUCCAUAUCAUGUGCUGCCUGCCCUUGUUCUGCACGUUGUUGGCAGAUGAGUACCAACACGUCCUCCGAGAGUCGAGAACGGAAGAAAAACUCCCCACGAACAUUACGUACAUGUACACGAAGCUCCUCCUGAAGCUUCUUCACAUUCGUAAAACAAGAGCUCCAGCUAUAAGUCCAGAGGAAGAGCUGAACUUGCUCAUGGAUCUUGGGAAAUUUGCCUUCACCUUGCUGGAAAAGGGUCAGUUUCAUAUUAGGAGGUCGAAAUCUCCUGACUUCUGUCACACAGAGGCAGUGAACAGAAGUGGCAUUUGCGUGCAGUAUACGACAUCUCCAUUCGUCCUGUCCCAUGAGGACGUGGUGUGUUUUCUCCACCCCACCGUGCAGGAGUACAUGGCUGCUCUCUAUGCAUAUCUCUCCUUCAGGAACCACGACAAGAACAUUUUUGAUCCACCGCUGAAACCAAAAUUCAGAUUGAGCACCAAGGGACACAGAAUAAUGGAGCUGUACAAGGCAGCAGUGGAAAAAAGCCUGCAAUGCCCAGAUGGCAAACUGGACAUGUUCUUGCGUUUCCUCUUUGGGAUGGGAUGCAAAACCAACCAAAAACUUCUCCUGCCGUUUCACAAGCCCUCUGCGGAGAUCCUAGACUUAGCCAAAGACUGUGCCUCUCUCAUCAAGAAGAGCCAAGGAUCUAAGCAUCCAGAUCGGAGUAAGAACUUGAACUGUUGCCUGGAGGAGUUGGAGAUGUGAGCCUUUGAAUUUGCUCCAAGUCAAAGUGCAUAAAAUGGCCAAUCACUACGCAAGAAAACACAGUAGUACACUUUAGUAUCGGAGAAAAGUCGCAUGCAUGGGUAAGGCACACUGAGACUAGCAAUUUAUGUUUGAGUGGGAAACCUAUUCAUAAAAAAGCUGCUAACUUAUGUGAGACACUAUCAGGAUAUUGUCUAAGUGAUAAGGUGUUUUCUCCCAUCUUCAGUGGUUUCAGUAGCUUCAUGACUUUUCCAACAUGUUAAAGCCCCAAACCCCAAAGCUUUUUGUUGGGAUUUUGUGUUACACAACAAACAAAGCAGGAGGAACUGCAGGAGGAAAGGAAGCUAAUUAAUCAUUGUUGACAUUUUUUUUUAAAACUCCCAGUUUCAUUUAGGGUUGGACUUUGAGCCUUUACCAUUCAUUAAUAUGAUUUAAACCAAGUCAUUCCAUCAUAGCCCCGUUUUUAUGUAUAAAGAAAUAGUGAUGUCACUUUCUAACCAGGGAAUUUUUGAAGGUGGGCUGAAUGUAAAUACACACUUUCCAUAUUUGUAGUUUUUAAAAAUACUUCAGCUUCACAGUUAUGUUGUGCUUUAGUGUCUGUCAGAAAAUCCCAAUAAAAUGCAUUCAGGUUUCAGGUUGACAAAAUGUGAUCAACCUUGUGAUCAAGGUUGUAAUAAGUUUUUGCAAGGCGCUAUAUUUGAUUAAUCUGCAGAAACUCCCAGUAUUAAUGAGCAGAAAUUUCCAGUCCAAAUUAAAAGUCUGGAUAAGGCAACCCUCUCUCACCGUGCGUUUUCUCAUCUAAAGGCUGUGGCAGAGUUGUGCAUUCAGUGUCUCUUGCUGCCAUUUAAAGGUUUUCAGAUGCAAUAGAAGAUACAAGAUCACAUGGGGAGUAAUUCUACAAAUGGUAAACAACUGGACUCACAGGAAUGGAUUUUGGACACGAGUCUUAGAAUACAUCUAAAACAAUUAUAUUAAAUUAAAAUCAGAAUAUGUAAGAGUUUUUAGUUCUUCAGGCAAAAAAAGUCUUUACAUUUUCAGAAACCUUGAUCUGGACAGUCUUAAGUUUUGAUUCAUUGUCAUUUUUUUGUAAUAAUAUAAUUACCUGUUAGAUUAAAGAUUGACCUGGAAGGAGGAGCUCAUGACAUGUAAUUAUUUGAAAAAGUUUUAAAGACUAAAGUGGAAUAAUAGGGUAAUUUUGUCCUUUAGCCUCCCCCCUUCCUCUUUGCAUUAACUAAUAAAAUGUAAUAAAGUAAAGUAAUAAAACUGAUUCAACACUCAAUAUUACAUGUAUGUACACAUCUGGUCUUAAAUUGCAUGGCUCCUAAUGCUGUCUGAAAAUGUGUGUGUGUUUUUUUUAUAUAAAUAUAUUUUCUAUAUCUGUGUUUGUAUGAAAACAAUGAUACUGAAAAGAAAUUUGAUCUCAAAUCUUUAUUCUUUGUCCCAUUGUGUAUUUGAUCAAGUAAGACUAUAAAACUUUCUAUUUUAAGUUUAUGAUAAAUAUCAAUAUUUCAUAGAAUCUGUGGCACAUUUAGUGACAAAAAUACAUGCAGCAUGUAUUUGUUCUAAAAUAACAGACAGGACAAAUAUUCAGAAUCAGAAUUUAUUGGCCAAGUUUAUGAGCACAAAGAAUUUGACUGGUUUAAAGUGCUCACAGUACACAAAUAAAAGUAUAAAUAUAUACACUUUAGAGGAAAUAAAAAUGAAGAGUAAACACAUGGAUUUACAACCACUUCUUACUCUUUUUGGUGCAUGAAGAAAAAAAAAAUCUGGCUUGUGAUGGUGCAAAUUUGAUUCUCUUGUUUCUCAGAGUGCCUGACUACUCUGGUCUUAUGCAAUAAAGAAGUAACUUGUUUGAGACAAAAGCAUGUUUUACAUUACCCAGGUCACACAUAUUUAUUCAAGGUUUUAUUUAAAUUAAAAAGAAACCUGGUAUAAGCAAACAAAACAGGAGAGUGAAAAGCUCAGUGAUUUAUUUUUGUAAUUUUGUUUUUACACAGAAGUCAAUGUAAUGUGCCUCAGUGCUGCCUUUAGAUGAAUGCUUGUUUACGUUUCAAAGCACUACAUAUUUCUCAGCUUGCAGCCAGUGUUUUGCUUUGUACAUUUUUUUUCUCUAUACUUCUGUAGCUAAAGAGACUCUUCCACCAGAACAACAUACAAUUCAUGUUAAAUGUGCAUAUUGCAAAAUAAACUAGCCUCUAUUGUUUACCACUACAA